CGGGCGCCAGAGUGAAAUGGUCACGCACAAAAAGUGAAGCGUCCGAAGGAAAUCGUAACAGAUGAUUUGAACAAGUACACAAGAGUAUAAAAUGGUUUUGGACCCCUCUCUGGUUGCUGCCAGGAACGGCGACCUGCAAACGUUGCAGACGCUGCAAAAUGAGGGCGUCCUCUUGCAGAAAGUGACCGAUCACCUCGGAGCUUCGCCGGUGCAUCACGCCGCCCGCUCCGGGAGUCUCGACGCCCUGAAGUACCUGGUAGAAGAGGCGAAACUCGCCGGGAAUAAGCGUGCCAGGAACGGGGCAACUCCGGCGCACGACGCGGCUGCCACCGGCAAUCUGGUGUGUUUGCAGUGGCUGCUGUCAGCGGGAGGAUGUCAGACACAGGAUAAGGACAGCUCGGGGGCCACAGUUCUGCACCUUUCAUCGUGGUUUGGGCAUCACAGUGUCACAGAGUGGUUAUUGAAGGAGGGGGGCAGUGACCCAGGAGGAGCAACGGAUACCGGAGCCCUUCCCGUGCACUACGCGGCAGCCAAAGGUGACCUUCAGUCACUACGGCUCCUGCUCGAACAAUGUCCCAACGUUGUAAAUACACAAAUGAAAAAUGGUGCCACUGCCCUCUAUCUGGCCAGCCAGGAGGGCCACCUGGAGGCCGUCCAGUAUCUUGUGAAAGAAUGUGGAGCAGACCCACACAUACGGGCCAAUGAUGGGAUGACUGCUCUCCACUCAGCAGCCCAGAUGGGACACAACACUGUCAUCGUCUGGCUGGUGAGUUUCUCAGACAUUAGCCUGUUGGACCGGGAUGGUGAAGGGGCCACAGCAAUGCACUUUGCUGCCAGUAAGGGGCACACCAAGGUUCUCAGCUGGUUGUUGCUGCACGGAGGUGAAAUUGCCACGGAUAACUGGGGAGGGUCCCCGCUACACGACGCUGCUGAGAAUGGAGAACUGGAGUGUUGCCAGAUCUUGGUGGUCAAUGGUGUCGACCUGGGUAUUCGCGAUAACGAUGGCUACACAGCAGCAGACUUGGCUGAGUAUAACGGACACAGUCAAUGCGCCAAGUACCUCAAGACAGUCGAGAACAUGAGUGUGGAGCACCGGGUCCUGUCUCGGGACCCGUCCCUGGACCUCGAAUGCAAACAGCCUGACUCGGGGAUGUCAUCUCCCAACACCACCAUCUCAUCGCAGCAGCAGACUGGGGCGGACUUGGGCUCCCCCUCCAGCACACUGUCCAACUACAACUCCUACCAUUCCAGCCAAUCCAGUACCAGGGAGACGAGGGGCAGCCCAGCAGGGCAGGCCCAGAGCCAGGGACAAGGGCCAUCGGUGAAUACAGACAUGGACACUUACAUGGACAUGCUGAAUCCGGAGGUGAACCCUCAGGAAAACCAGGCAUCUGGGAACAAAGCUCUUCCACCACCUCCUAUGUUCCCGGCUCCGUCUCCCCCAGCGACAUCUCAGCCACCGCCACCUCCGCCCUGCUACCCGGCGCCACAUCCCCCGGCGGAAGAGCCCUUGGUGGACGUGUACGCCCACACGAGGAGUAACCUUCGGCACGUCAAGAACGAAGCGUCAAAUAAGCUGGAGUUAAAUCCCAAUGAAAUAACUCCAGACAGAUUGAAAAGGGUUGAAUCAAAUCGAAAGUCAAGAAGCUUCAACAAAGAACCCAGCACGGCUGAUUAUUACAAGUCCCUUGGAAGCAGUGCACAGCAAAGCUCUCAAAUGGCACCUAAUGAAGAGGGUUCUCUUGCACUGGAGGGAGGACUUAGGAAUGGAAGCGUUCCAGAAAACCAGCCCAUCAGUGAAAUACCCGCUCCCCCACCCCCUCCCCCUCUCCCAGAAACUGUGUCAAACCCCCUUCCUCCACCCCCACCUCCACUGCCAACAGAGACCACCAUGUCCAGCAGCAACCAGCGACGACCUUCUUCAUCCUCUGCAGGAAACGUGUCUCACCAUCCAGAAGGCAAAGGACCAAAGCUAAUGAAGAGUGCAAAAUCCUUCAAUAUGAUGUCCCCAAAUGGAGAUAACGCUGAGUUACUGGCUGAAAUCAAGGCUGGGAGAAAUCUGAAGCCAACUGCCCAGAGCAAGGGGACUACUGUGGUCUUUUCAAGCUCUGGCAAUAAGCCCGAAAACACAAAUGUGAAGCAUAAGGGAGGUAGUCCGACCGAGACGUGUGUAAAUGGGGUUGCUUCGGCUGUGGCUGAUGUCGAGUCACUUGUACCGACUCACGACGAGCUGGGAGUUCCAAUACCUGAGUGGAAGAGGCAGGUGAUGGUGCGGAAGCUGCAGGUUAAGAUCCAGGAGGAGGAAGAACAGAAACGAAAAGAGGACCAAGAAGCAGCUCGUUUAGCCAGCCUGCCCGCGUGGAGGAGAGACAUAGUGAAAAAGAAAAUGGACGAAGAAAGGAAAGAGGAGGAGCAGCAGAAGAAGAUGGAGGAGGAGAAGCGAAAGGAGCAGACCGAGAAAAUCCGCACUCUCGGUUACGACGAGUCAAAACUGGCACCUUGGCAGCUGCAGCUCAUCCUGAAGAAAGGGGAUUUAGCGAAGCACGACUGAGACUCUCGCUUCAGAUCUUUGAUCGUUUCUGCUGUAGUGUAGAGCACGGUGUUCAGUAGUAGAGAGAUCCCCGAGGGUCAGUUCACUGCUGAACAUGCCAGGCCUCCACAGCACAGCCCAAUGUUAGUCAAUAGCUCCUUCUUUGGUUGGUAUCUCCUGUGUAAUACACAAACCAACACUAAGGAAAUAUUUCAAGCUUCCAUCUACACCUGCACAUCUCUCACUCUAACCCUCUUAUCCCCAACUUUCUCCAAAGUAUUCACUAGGCGAUUGCUUGAUUUCAAUGGAAAAAGCUCUCUGCUAUCAUGGUAAUUGUGAUUUGUAGAUUUGCUACCCAAAAAUAAAACCCAGUUAUGAUAUCACGUGUUCUAGGUAUAAAAUCUAUCCAUUUUCCUUUUGUAAAAUAACAAUGCAGCUUUAAAGUUAUUGGGACUGUUAAUUAAACUCACAUGUUUGGGGCGUUGGCACAUGUUGAGUGAUUGAUGUUGAGCUCAUUGUAGAGCAGAGGUCUGAAGGUUUGCCAAGGCAGGAGUUGAGUUGCCUUGCGGGUGGGAGUGCAUUGCCCAGGGCAGAACUGGGGUAAGGAGACCAGAUUCAGAUUCACAAUCACAAUCAGGUUUAGUAUCACUGAUGUACAGCACGUCGUGAGGAACACACACAAAACGCUGGAGGAGCUCAGCAGGCCAGGCGGCUUCUAUGGAGAGGAAUCAACAAUCAAUGUUUUGGGCUGAAAUCCUUCAUCAGGACUCAUGACUCAGAAGUCACGAUGAAGUGUCUCGGCCCGAAACGUCAGCUGUUUAUUCCUUUCCAUAGGUGCUGCCUGACCUGCUGAGUUCCUCCAGCCUUUUGUGUGUUUUACUCUGGAUUUCCAGCAUUUGCAGGAUCUCCUGUCUAAUUGAUAUACGUCAUGAAAUUUGUUAUUUUGUGGCAGCAGUACAGUGGAAUACAUAAAAAUUACAAUAAAAAAUAUGAGAUAUAUAUUUAAAAGUUUUUAGUAAAUUUCGGGAAAUAGGACCGGGAAGGUUUGUGCCUUGUGUCCUCUGACGAAACCCUCAUCAUCCCUCUCAAGUGGGCCAAUCCCAGCUAGGUCUGUACCGGAUUGCCUCACAACUCAGAGACAACGGAGGAAAAUUAACAGAUGGGGUUUCCAACUCCUGGGGCAGAAUCAGGUGAGGUUCGGUUGUGGUGCCUUCCACAGUCUUUUAUCUCAGCCUGACAGCCUCGGGCUGCACCAAAGGACUGGCAGCAGAUGCACGUGUAAACGUAGGUACCAAAGAACGUCAGCCAAUCGACAUAUCAGCAGCCGGCCAACCCGUGCCUCGAAACUGGUGAUGCCGGGAAAUGAGGAGAACCGACCAAUCACCCUGUGGCGGAAUGUGACAUCCCACUGCCCACCCCAGUUACAUCAGUCACAUUGCCUGACCCUACUUCCACUGCGAGCAGGGGAAACUCUCACUGAGCACUCUGUUACACGCCGAUUAGACUGUUACACAAACACGAUUGUAUGAAUUCCUGUCCGGACUCUGGUUGCUAUCAAUUUUGUAUAUAAUCUAGUGGAGGCCACCUUAUUUCCGAUGAGCAGCUCUUCAUCAGAUUUUAGUGUGUGCACAAGGGAACUACCUCUGCAAGCCCUCUGUAAAUGCAUGCAAUGUUACAUGCCACACUGUUCAUAAUUAUGAUUAUAAACUUUCUUGGAUGCCAUAUGACUUAAGGAAUGACACAAAUGUCACUGCCAUUAGCCUGUUUUCCACAGAUUUAACACCCUAGUUUCUCAGUCGCUAUCUCUCUACUUCCUGGAAC
Molecule: messenger RNA, 4351 nt
Organism: Mobula hypostoma (lesser devil ray)
Lineage: Eukaryota; Metazoa; Chordata; Chondrichthyes; Myliobatiformes; Myliobatidae
Gene: espn
Product: espin
Exons: 14
Coding region: 92-2551 (819 amino acids)
Biological process (GO): actin filament bundle assembly
Cellular component (GO): cytoplasm
Molecular function (GO): actin filament binding
Source: RefSeq, a predicted model, not a curated record